This is a messenger RNA of Vigna radiata var. radiata (mung bean), 619 nucleotides long. RefSeq lists its product as uncharacterized. The record is from RefSeq and is a predicted model, not a curated record. NCBI's taxonomy places the organism in Eukaryota, Viridiplantae, Streptophyta, Magnoliopsida, Fabales, Fabaceae. Bases 15 to 611 code for a protein of 198 amino acids. The transcript has 2 exons.
UUCUUGCCCCCCACAUGUCAUAUAACAAUGGUUUCAGCACACUCACAACAAUGGACCUCUUCCGAGUGGAUCUGAAAUCUGAGGUUCAUCUCCGGUUUUUGCUGUCUAGCUGCAGCAAUCUUGAAUGGUUGGGGUUGUGUGAGUGUUACAACUUGGAAAACAUUACAAUAGAGAAUCCCUUUUGCCAGAAAUUGAAGUACCUGAACGUGAGUCUUUGCCAACAAUUGAAGAAACUCGUGCUCCACAACACCAGUUUGGAGACCUUGGAAUACAAGGGAAGAGAAAUUGAACUUGUGUUUGAUGCGCCCAGACUUACAACUUUCUACAGUCCUGUGAGUGACACUUCUGCUUGUCAUAAGAAGCUUUGGCCAAUCCUCAAACUUCCCACUGUUCUACCCCAGAUGGAAACUUUGAUCCUCGAGUGCAGUUGUUUCAUGGGUGAGGUUAUGAAAAACAAAUUGCCUGCAUUAACAUUUCCAUGGCUGAGGCAUCUUGAAGUUAUUAAAGUGGCUACAUUUCGACAGGAUCUGGGGUGGGUAGCCAUAAUUCUUAAGACAUGCCCUGUACUCCGAAGACUAGAGUUACACGUAAGUUUAUCAGUGAUUUCUUAAAAUUAAGA